ACCAGGGGGCGAUUCGCAUGGGAUCGCGGGUGUAGCUUGUGGGGUUCGGUCUCGCGGGCGUAGAUUUUGCCGCCUCGGGGGAUUCAGGGGCGAGGCUUCGGGCCGCGGGUUCAGAUUGUGCGAUGCCGUAUAGCUGUCAAGCUGUGUCUGCGCUCGGGCGCCGGGGGCGGCCACCGAUGGCUGCUCCGUUGACAGCUUUGGCAACACUGCAUAUAUUUGUCGGUUAAUUGAUCUCUAUGCAUUAUAUCUGGAUGUUCUGCAAUGUCUGCCAAUUGCUGAUGCGUCUAUUUUGAUUAAGUUGAUGGCCCUUUUGCUACUGUGUUGUUUUGGUAGUCUGGUCACUGGUGCAUGCGAAUAUUCCUUUUUAGCUAAACACAUUGCACUCCCUUUUGCUAGUGUCAGUUUCAGCACAGGAGACACCUUUCAUAGCUUGGAAUCAAUGGGGGCAUGCUGGGUGGUAGUUAUUGAGAUACGGUGCAUUUUGGGAUAAGAUCCUGCCCUGCUUUUGCUUCAUAUGAUGUGUGGAAGAUAGAAAGGAAGGGUGCUACCUUUUCCCUUCUGAAACGAAGAUGUGCAGUGUCUAUUGGGGUAAUGUGUUGUCGUUGAUGAGUUGUGUUGAGUUGGACAUUGUACGAAAGAAGGUUGUGGAGAUUAGUGGAAGGGAUGAACGUGAGGUUAGGGUUGCCGCUUGCCCUUACAGAAUAUGCCCUUUGGGGGCUCACAUUGAUCAUCAGGGUGGAAUUGUCACAGCAAUGACCAUAAACUAUGGAGUACUCCUUGGUUUUGUGCCCUCUAAUGAUUCCGAGGUUUUACUCCGAUCUGGCCAAUUUGAAGGUGUUAUACGAUUCAGAGUUGAUGACUUACAAAAGCCUAUUGAUAACCCAGAGAACAUAAACUGGGAAAGCUAUGCAAGAGGUGCUGUUUAUGCACUGCAGAAUAAUGGAUAUGAUCUCAGGAAGGGUAUCAUAGGCUAUAUUUCUGGUGUGAAAGGUCUUGAUAGCUCAGGGCUUAGUUCUUCUGCAGCGGCUGGCAUUGCCUAUUUGCUCUCUUUAGAAAAUGUAAAUGAUCUGGUUGUAUCAUCUGUGGAUAACAUUCAGUUGGAUAAGUCCAUUGAAAAUAAAUAUUUGGGUCUUGAAAAUGGCAUUCUAGAUCCAUCUGCCAUUUUGUUGUCACGGUAUGGUUAUCUCACCUUCAUGGACUGCAAGACCGCUUCACCUUCCUACGUCUACUUCUCGGAGCUGAGUAAAAGCCAGCAGCCUCAGGGACAUCUACCAUUCAAGAUUUUGUUGGCAUUUUCAGGACUGCAACAUAAUCUGCCGAAGAAGCGUGGAUAUAAUACACGAGUUUUUGAGUGCAAAGAGGCUGCCCGUGCUCUUUUGCAGGCUUCAGGCUGUGAAGAAGCAUCAAAUAUACUUCGCAACGUUGACUCUGCUGUCUAUGAGGCCCAGAAGUGUGUAUUGGAAGAAAAUCUUUCCAGGCGAGCUGAGCACUACUUUUCUGAAAUGAAGCGGGUUGCUAAGGUUACUCUGGUUAUGCUGCCCAGAAAUGGCAGAGAUGCAUGGGCUCGCGGGAACCUGCAAGAACUUGGUCAGCUGAUCUCUGCAUCUGGUCGUAGCUCCAUACUCAACUACGAAUGCGGGAGCAAAGAGAUGAUACAGCUGUACGAGAUCCUCCUGAAGGCCCCCGGCGUGCUCGGCGCCCGGUUCAGCGGCGCCGGCUUCAGGGGCUGCUGCCUGGCGAUCGUGGAGAGCGACCGCGCCGAGGAGGCGGCCGCGUACGUCGCUGACGAGUACGAGAAGGCCCAGCCCGAGCUGGUGUUCAGGAUCCCCGCGGAUCGCCGCGUGCUGGUCUGCGAGCCCGGCGACUCCGCGCGCGUCAUAUUGCCCGACGACCGUCUCCAUUCCUGAUGGCCCUGACGGAGGCGGCCGGCCGGCGGUGUGAAGAGGGCUCCUCCUCCCUCGUGUCGUGUGGGCCUGGGAGUGUCAGUUAUGGACGACGUAUAGUAUCUGAGGGUGCAGGGCAUCCUUGUACGUGUGGUGUCCAUUUGAUCCAUUCGUUUGUACGAAGCAAUAAGCGCGGCGUUCGCGUUGGUAUCGAAGCAAUAAGAUUUUUCGAGUAAAAGGAAGUGGAAUGCACUACCAGUGUAGGUUAA
Messenger RNA from Panicum hallii, 2152 nucleotides. RefSeq names its product galacturonokinase. The transcript is spliced from 15 exons. The coding region runs from base 570 to 1907 and encodes 445 amino acids. Gene Ontology annotation, molecular function: galactokinase activity; ATP binding. Gene Ontology annotation, biological process: galactose metabolic process. The record is from RefSeq and is a predicted model, not a curated record. NCBI's taxonomy places the organism in Eukaryota, Viridiplantae, Streptophyta, Magnoliopsida, Poales, Poaceae. Gene Ontology annotation, cellular component: cytosol; cytoplasm.